AUGCGGCGAUGGUCUGUUCCACUGUGGGGUAGGAGACAACUGCAGCGGUGGGGCCCGGUCGGAAUUUGUAGGAUGGCGUCUGGAGGACACGCUGCUCACGACGUUCGUCUGCACCCUACAGAGCCGUUGGCGGGUGCCUUGGAAAUGAGUGCCAAGGGGCGGUUGGAGGUUCUGCCACCAUGGCCAGUCGAUGCAAUUGAGUUCAAUACAAGAAUCCCUAACGGAGGACACGAUAAACGCCGUGCGCACGAAGAACAAAUGGCCCGCAUUGCGUGUCCCAAAGACUUACCAUUGGAUUCUGAACCGGUACACAGUGGUGAAAUACCACCUCCACAAUUGCCCACGGAGCGGCAGUGGUGUGAAGUUCAUCGUGUAGAGAAAACGGAAGAGGGGAUACGUACUCUUGCUUUAGGUGGGUGGGUGUGUGGGUCGUGUUUCCGUUGUAUGCCACAUCGUUCUCGCUCAGUCUGCGACUUCUGCCAAACCAUUCGACACGAUGCGGUGAAGGCAGUGGCAGGCUGGCGUGAAGAUCCCACCACUUGGUUUUGCAGUCGAUGCCGUGAGUUUAACUUUGAACGUGACUUGGCCUGCCGCUCGUGUAGCUUGCGGAGAGAUGAGCAGAAUGAAUUACAUGUGACGCAUCAUGAGCGGGUGGGGGAUGAGAUUCAGCGUGCCCCGGUGGGCUCAGUGAUUGUGACACGGAAUCGCAUUGUAAGGUGGCGUUGUCCGUCGUGUCAGGAGUCCAACGCUCUCCAAUCGUCAAUUUGUCGAAAUUGCAACAAGGGUCGUUUUGAGUUUGCCGUCUUUUGCCCUAAUUGUAAGGCGUCGCAGAUGUUGAGUAACAAGCAAAUGUAUGGCUCUGAGCCGGCUGAUUACAUCCAUGUAUCACGCCCAUUUGGUCUACACAAUUGCUUUCCUCGUUUGGCCCCGGAGCAGCACUGUAAAGCGUGUAAAAGUCCUUUGCAUGGCGCGACUGCCUCCUCCCGAAGCGACGCAUGGCUUUGCGCCUGCGGGCAGGUCGGUAAUCCCGCCACCCUCUCCUGUCCGAGGUGUCGAUUUCCGCGGCGCCUGCCUCAAACCGCCAUACUAGGAGAGCUGCUGCGUGUUUGGGAUUUUGCAGGAACAACAAAUUGGUUCUGUGAGAGCUGUAACCAUGUAAACAAGGCAUCACGCCACGUUGUAGCGUUGGAGCGUCAUGACCCAUCGUCGCCUGUAGACAGAAACGCUUCAAAUGAGAAGGCUGCAGCGUGGAAGGUGGACCGCGUUUUGCAUGGCUUUUCCCAUUGCGAGCGCUGCGGGGUUCCAUGGCACCAUCAGCCUCUGAACGAUGGCCAGCACUGGCUCUGUGCCUGCCACAAGGUGAACCGCAACGAAGAUGCGCACUGCCAAGUGUGCCAACUGCCCGCAGUGGACGGCAUUCGCUCCGACGUGCUCUCCUUCUGGUCGCGAGGCGACUGGUACUGCGUGGAGUGUCACCGCCAGAACUACAGGGAGAAAGUGGUCUGCACCUGCGGUAAGAAGCGCCCCAAGGAAUGA
Molecule: messenger RNA, 1536 nt
Organism: Trypanosoma cruzi
Lineage: Eukaryota; Euglenozoa; Kinetoplastea; Trypanosomatida; Trypanosomatidae
Exons: 1
Coding region: 1-1536 (511 amino acids)
Source: RefSeq, a predicted model, not a curated record